AACGCCCGGACUCUAUUUCCCAGAGUCCCCCGGGUUUCCGCCUUACCAGGCUAUCUUUCCUCGAGGGUUGGAGAUUUCGGGGCCAAGAUGGCGACAGGAACGGGCAAACACAAGCUGCUGAGUACUGGCCCUACAGAACCAUGGUCCAUCCGAGAGAAGUUGUGUUUAGCAUCUUCAGUCAUGAGGAGUGGAGAUCAAAAUUGGGUAUCAGUUAGCAGAGCAAUCAAACCCUUUGCAGAACCUGGCCGCCCUCCAGACUGGUUCUCUCAAAAACAUUGUGCUUCCCAGUACUCCGAACUUCUAGAGACCACUGAGACCCCAAAACGGAAACGGGGUGAAAAGGGAGAAGUGGUGGAAACUGUUGAAGAUGUUAUUGUUCGGAAACUGACAGCCGAACGAGUUGAGGAACUAAAGAAAAUGAUAAAGGAAACCCAGGAAAAAUAUAGACGGCUGAAAAGAGAUGUAGACCUAAUUCAAGCUGGGCACAUGGACAGCAGACUGGAUGAGCUUUGCAAUGACAUUGCGAUGAAAAAGAAAUUGGAGGAAGAGGAGGCUGAGGUGAAGAGGAAGGCUACAGAUGCUGCAUAUCAGGCUCGUCAAGCAGUAAAAACACCCCCUCGGAGGUUACCUACUGUGAUGGUCCGCUCUCCAAUAGAUUCUGCCUCCCCAGGAAGUGAUUAUCCACUUGGGGACUUGGCCGCAACCACUAUGGAAGAGGCUACCUCUGGGGUAACCCCUGGGACUUUGCCGAGUACCCCAGUCACCUCGUUUCCUGGGAUUCCUGACACCCUUCCUCCAGGCUCUGCACCCUUAGAAGCCCCCAUGACCCCAGUAACAGAUGAUUCACCCCAGAAAAAGAUGCUUGGACAGAAAGCAACUCCACCCCCCUCCCCUCUGCUGUCAGAGCUCUUGAAGAAGGGCAGCCUCCUGCCUACUAGCCCCAGACUGGUAAAUGAGAGUGAAAUGGCUUCUGGUCACCUGAACAGUGCAGGUGUCCUCCUGGAGGUAGGCGGGGUCCUUCCCAUGAUACAUGGUGGGGAGAUGCAGCAAACCCCCAGCACUGUUGCAGCCUCCCCUGCUGCCUCAGGUGCUCCCACUCUUUCCCGGCUUUUAGAAGCUGGUCCUACACAGUUCACCACACCUCUUGCUUCCUUCACUACUGUUGCCAGUGAACCUCCAGUUAAACUUGUGCCACCCCCUGUAGAGUCUGUGUCCCAGGCUACCGUUGUCAUGAUGCCUGCGCUGCCAGCACCAUCCUCUGCUCCGGCUGUCUCCACUCCUGAGAGUGUAGCUCCAGUGAGUCAGCCUGAUACCUGUGUUCCCAUGGAGGCUGUGGGGGAUCCACAUACUGUGACUGUCUCCAUGGAUAGCAGUGAAAUCUCCAUGAUCAUCAAUUCUAUCAAAGAAGAAUGUUUCCGGUCAGGAGUAGCAGAGGCCUCUGGAGGAUCAAAGCCUCCCAGCAUAGAUGGGAAGGAAGAUUUAGAUUUGGCUGAGAAGAUGGAUAUUGCUGUGUCGUACACAGGGGAAGAGCUGGACUUUGAAACCGUUGGAGACAUCAUUGCCAUCAUUGAAGACAAGGUAGAUGAUCAUCCUGAAGUUCUGGAUGUGGCAGCAGUGGAAGCGGCACUGUCGUUCUGUGAAGAGAAUGAUGAUCCCCAGUCUCUGCCUGGCCCUUGGGAACACCCUAUUCAGCAGGAGCGAGACAAGCCAGUAGCUCUGCCUGCACCAGAGUUGACAGUCAAGCAAGAGAGGCUGGACUUUGAGGAAUCAGAAAACAAAGGGAUCCAUGAACUGGUGGACAUCAGGGAGCCCAGUGUUGAGAUCAAAAUGGAACCUACAGAACCAGAACAAGGCAUUUCAGGGGCUGAAAUAGUAGCUGGAGUUGUUCCAGGCACAAGCAUGGAGCCACCAGAACUCAGGAGUCAGGACUUAGACGAGGAACCUAGAAGUUCUGUACCUGGAGAGAUUGCUGAAGCAGAUGUUUCCAGUGGGAAAGGCGAUGAGACUCCACUUACAACUGUGAAGACUGAGGCAUCCCCGGAAAGCAUGCUGUCUCCAUCACAAGGCUCAAACCCCAUUGAAGACCCUCUAGAGGGAGAGUCUCAGCACAAAUUUGAAAUGUCAGACUCAUUGAAAGAAGAAUCAGGGACUAUUUUUGGAAGCCAGAUAAAGGAUGCCCCUGGUGAGGAUGAGGAGGAAGAUGGAGUCAGUGAAGUGGCCAGCCUAGAGGAGCCUAAGGAAGAAGAUCAAGGAGAAGGCUAUUUGUCAGAAAUGGAUAACGAACCCCCUGUGAGCGAGAGUGAUGAUGGCUUUAGCAUACACAAUGCUACGCUGCAGUCCCACACACUGGCAGACUCCAUCCCCAGCAGCCCUGCGUCUUCACAGUUUUCUGUCUGUAGUGAGGAUCAGGAGGCUAUUCAGGCACAGAAAAUUUGGAAGAAAGCCAUCAUGCUUGUAUGGAGAGCUGCAGCUAAUCAUAGGUAUGCCAAUGUCUUCCUGCAGCCUGUUACAGAUGACAUAGCACCUGGCUACCACAGCAUUGUGCAGAGACCUAUGGAUUUGUCAACUAUUAAGAAAAACAUUGAAAAUGGACUGAUCCGCAGCACAGCUGAAUUUCAGCGUGACAUUAUGCUGAUGUUCCAGAAUGCUGUAAUGUAUAAUAGCUCAGACCAUGAUGUCUAUCACAUGGCCGUAGAGAUGCAGCGAGAUGUCCUGGAGCAGAUCCAGCAAUUCCUGGCCACACAGUUGAUUAUGCAAACAUCUGAGUCUGGGAUCAGUGCUAAAAGUCUUCGAGGGAGAGAUUCUACCCGCAAACAGGAUGCUUCAGAGAAGGACAGUGUCCCCAUGGGCUCUCCCGCCUUCCUUCUCUCUCUCUUUGUAAGUAUUGAAUGGCUGCAAGCGGUGGUGUUGCCACAAAGAUUCUCAGCUCCUGCUGGGGGUGGGUGGCAGAGGGAGGUCCAACACGCAGACUAUGGCAAUGAACUUCUGUUUAUUCAGGUCAUUGAAUAAGAAACUUUCUCUUCUGCAUUUCUGUCUUUCUGCAUGUGUGUGUGUGUGGGCUGGGUAGGGACUUUUGACAAGUUCACUGGGCUGAAAUGAGGUAUUCUUGGUAAGGAUGUAGGAUGCACCCACUCUUUGUUUCUUGACUCCACCUUUUGCCAAUUCUUUUCUUACAAAUAGAAGAUUGUUCAGAGCAGCAGCAGCAAGCUGGCAUUUAAAAAGCGUGCCUCAUACUGGCAGAUACUCAGCACAUAGUUUUUUUUCUUUUCGCCUAACAUUAAGCUGCAAGACUGAUACCUGAUACACAAACACUCAGUAAAAUUUAAGAUAAAGGUCUCAAUAAAAAUGACCACUGCAUACAGUAGUGGCUGGUGGAAUUAGAGAUAAGCUUAGUAAAGCUAGCGAAAGACUUUUGUUCUUCCCUUCAUGAAUUGAACGACCCUCUCUGUGUUGUUCAUUAUGGGACACGGAGGCAUGAUAAAUGGAAGUGCUUCAGGCUAGAAAACCACAUGACCUUAAACCAACUGGAUUAUUUCAAGGACCUUUGUUUUCCUCAUCUUUGUGAUGAUGCUAAUACAAUGAGCUACCUGUCCAGCCUACCUCACAGGGAUGUUGUGAGGAUAAAAUGAGAUAAUUGGUAUGGAACUGGCUUGAAAAAAAAUUAAAGUGUUACACAAAUGUAAGGUGGUAUUUUUGUCCUUACUGUUGCCUCAUAGGCAACUUGUGUUUGUGAGCUCUAAAAGUUUUAGAGCUCUUGCAUGUAAGAAAUGUAAAAAUGGCCUGGCCCAGCAAAAAUGUUCACUAGUUCCUCUUGCCUACAGGCUUCAGCCUGUACCACAGACAGAACAGUAUAAUCUCCGUUCUUAUUGGCCUGCAACAGUGACUGGAAUCCCAAGCUAUUGGCUGGCUGUUGCAAAGCUGGUUAAUAGGACCUUUUAUCUAUUGAAGACAGCAAAGUGUUGCACAAGAGGAAGGAGCUGGGCUACAGGGAGAGAGCAGCAGAUGGAAAGAAGCCUUCUGAUUGUCCAGAUCUCAUGGAAAACAACUGUCAGGAGGUGCUAGGGAACUAGUGCCAGGGUCAGUCUGCAGGAAAGGCCUUUCUUAUAGGGACCAACAGCUGGACAGGUAUGUUAUUAGCCAAGAAUCUCACUAUCCACUACCCUUUCUGACUCCCACCUUUCUUUUACUCUUCCUAUUCCUUUGCACAUAAUUUGGGGGCUGGGUGGGAUGACUAAUAGUCGUUCUUUGGGACCCCAGGUGAACUCUAGUGACCUUUGUGGUGGGCAGGAACAAGGUACUCUGUACUACGUAUCCUCUCACAAAACUCCUACCAGGUGAUUUUUAGCACACUCUAUGGGAAGACAGAUAUAUGCCCCUCAUUUCCUGGAUUUUUCUGCUGAUUCCUCUCCCCCCAAAAAACCAAAUCCCCAACAUUCUUGUACCUUCUCUCUCACCUUUUAAACAACUCAUAUUUCCUUUCCUUGUCUGCCUAUC
Messenger RNA from Hipposideros armiger (great roundleaf bat), 4494 nucleotides. Its product is annotated as bromodomain-containing protein 8. Gene Ontology annotation, cellular component: NuA4 histone acetyltransferase complex. Lineage: Eukaryota; Metazoa; Chordata; Mammalia; Chiroptera; Hipposideridae. The record is from RefSeq and is a predicted model, not a curated record. The transcript has 21 exons. The coding region runs from base 88 to 3009 and encodes 973 amino acids. Gene Ontology annotation, molecular function: protein binding.